AUGGCCAAUUCAUCAUCUGAAGACCUGUUCGUGUAUAGAGCCAAUGGCAGCGCAAGCAAUAGUGCUGGACCAAGCAGAUCAACCUCUUCAGUCAACUUAUAUCCGCUCAACAAUACUUCCAGACCAAGUUCGAGGAAAGGACCAAGGAGGGGAUCAAAGGAUCAUGAGGCUGGUGAGGUAGUGGACGAGGCUGGAUUUGCUGAGAGAGGUGAUGUAUUAUUCAAAGCACCUGAUGAUGAUAAUGAUCAUGAUCAUGAACACGACGAACACAGUGCAGCUGCACCAUUACUAUCCUCAACGACUUCGCGGCGAGAGCAAUUGACCGAAGAGGAACAUGAGCUGUUCAUAGCUGAGGGGCCAAACAGUGGGGCUAGAGGUACGCUGAUGGAUGCGAUAACGAAUAUGGCGAACUCAAUUAUAGGUGCAGGCAUAAUAGGACUACCAUACGCAAUCUCUCAAGCGGGUUUCUUCACUGGUAUAUUCCUCUUGGUAUCCCUAGCGGCGGUAUCAGAUUGGACGAUACGACUGGUCAUAUUGACUAGUAAAUUGAGUGGACGAGAUUCUUACACCGAGACAAUGUAUCAUUGUUUUGGACCUGCUGGUGCAGCUGCUGUCUCGUUCUUUCAAUUUGCAUUUGCAUUUGGGGGUACAGCCGCUUUUCACGUCAUCAUAGGCGAUACGAUACCUCGAGUGAUCUCGUUCAUCUUCCCAUCGUUAUCCCAGCAUGCAGUUCUGCGUUUAUUGGUCGAUAGGAGAGUAGUGAUACUAUUGUGUACUUUGGCAGUCUCAUUUCCACUGAGUCUGCAUAGGGAUAUAGUGAAAUUGUCAAAGAGUUCUUCCUUUGCUCUUGUCUCAAUGACCAUCAUCGUCCUCUCCGUUCUAUUUCGAUCAGUAGCUGUCGACUCGUCCCUGAGAGGAUCGUCAUUGGAUACUUUCACAUUGAUAAAACCAGGUGUAUUUCAAGCUAUCGGAGUGAUAUCAUUCGCAUACGCGUGUCAUCAUAAUUCAAACUAUAUCUACAAGAGUAUACAUGUCCCCACACUUGACAGGUUCUAUGUGGUCACACACAUCUCAACUGGUAUAAGUCUAGUGGCGUGCUUGUUGGUAGCUGUCUCUGGAUACGUGGUAUUCACAGAUAAGACACAGGGGAAUAUUCUCAAUAACUUUGCUUCAGACGAUUGGGUUAUCAAUAUCGCGAGGUUCUGCUUCGGAGCCAACAUGUCUACCACAAUUCCACUUGAAGUGUAUGUUUGUCGUGAAGUGGUAGAAGAGUACUUCUUCAAAGGUAGACCGUUCAGUCAGAAAAGACAUGUGAUAAUUACGAGUUUAGUGGUGUUCACAACUAUGGGAAUCGCCUUAACAACCUGCGACCUAGGUAUAGUCCUCGAAUUAGCCGGUGGUCUAUCAGCUUCAGCAUUAGCAUUCAUCUUUCCUGCAUCUGCAUAUUACGUAUUGACAAGUGGUAAAUGGUAUUCGUGGAAUAAGCUGCCUGCUGGACUGGUCGCUGGAUUCGGAGGAGUGGUGUUAUUACUAAGUUGUGGACAGAGUAUAGCGAAUGCUUGGUAUGGCGAGGGGAAAGCAAAGGUUUGUACUUAG
Molecule: messenger RNA, 1596 nt
Organism: Kwoniella botswanensis
Lineage: Eukaryota; Fungi; Basidiomycota; Tremellomycetes; Tremellales; Cryptococcaceae
Exons: 12
Coding region: 1-1596 (531 amino acids)
Biological process (GO): amino acid transmembrane transport
Cellular component (GO): endoplasmic reticulum
Molecular function (GO): L-amino acid transmembrane transporter activity
Source: RefSeq, a predicted model, not a curated record